GUCAAUCUUGGUGAUUGUGCGUAUCAAAACAUGAAAGUAGGAGUGUUAAAUAAUUAGAGGAAACCUUUCUCCGUUUAGAAUGUUUUGUUCGACGUAAAUAUGUGUUUAAACAGCGUAAUUGCUUAAAAAUUCAACUUUUCUUUAAUGUAAAAAUACUUGCAGCUUGGAACAUGGAAAGCACUUCAAAGUUAAACACAACACCCAAUAAAACAACUACUACAGCUGGAGUGCACAAUGACAAUGAAGAUCCUUACCCAAGCCUGUCCGACUGUCAUGAUUACGAACCCAAUUUGGAGUUUGAUGACACGGAACUACAACACACGGCAGGAGCUCCAGAACUGUUACAAGAUGACAUACUGUCGCUGGGUGGAGGUCUGGACUAUCUGGAGUCACCCGUGUCGGACGGAACCAUCGAGGACAACUUUGAGGCAGAGUUGUUGAAUGCUCCGACGAGGGCAUUCGAUAGUCUGUCUUAUCCUUAUGUCGAUGAGGAGGAGGAAGAAGAAGACUUCAGCGAUGUGUCGAUGUACGGCAUCGUGGAGGUUAUGGGGGAUGAUACUGCGGGACGGAGAGUCAUUGUGGUGUCGGCCUGUCGUCUGCCCAGCAACAAGGAGCUGGACCAUCAGAGAUUACUUAGGUACUUGAUGUACACACUGGACAAGUUUGUGGAGCAGGACUACAGUCUAGUGUACUUCCACCACGGACUGACCAGCAAGAACAAACCUACCAUAUCCUGGAUGUGGCAAGCUUAUUGCGCCUUCGACCGCAAGUACAAGAAGAAUCUGAAAGCCUUGUACCUCGUACACCCGACCAAUUUCAUCCGUAUUAUUUGGAGAAUAUUUAGAGCUGUUAUAAGUGUCAAGUUUGGACGCAAGAUGAUGUAUGUUAAUUGCCUUAAUGAGCUAAGUCAGUACCUAAAUUUGGACCAAAUCAGUAUACCUCAGCCUGUGCUAGAGCAUGAUGAGAGGCUGAUGGCCAAGAACAGCAGACUGAGCAGCGUAUCUCCCACUCCAGCAACAACACAGUCUCCUCCACCACUACCAACACAACAGUUCGGAGUCUCUCUACAGUUUAUCAAGGAGAAUCAUGACAGAGAAGUCAUACCUCCCCUGGUCAGACAGUGUGUGGAGUAUCUCAGCACUCCUGAUGCCUUGGAGACGGAAGGUUUGUUCCGAAGGUCGGCCAAUGUCAGCAAAGUGAAGGAGUUGCAGGCCAAGGUCAAUCAAGGUCAGCCGAUAGAGUUCAACGGUGAUGUCCACAUUGCAGCUGUUCUUCUGAAGACUUUCCUGCGAGAGCUGGAGGAACCUAUCAUGACCUUUGAUCUGUAUGAUGAAAUCACUCAGUUUCAAAGUGUGCCAAAUGAUGAGAGACCAAGACAUGUUAAAAUUCUAAUCCUAGAAAAAUUACCAGAAGACAACUACCAAGUGUUGAAGUACAUAGUGCGGUUUCUGUCAAAGGUGAUGGACAGGUGUGACCUAAACAAAAUGACGUCUUCCAACCUGGCUGUGGUCUUUGGACCCAACUUAGUGUGGUCUCAGUCCGGACAGCUGUCACUGUCUGCGAUAGCUCCAAUCAACGUGUUUACUGACUUUGUACUGAGGCAUCACGAUCAGAUAUUUAUCAUCUAAACAACAACCAUUUCAGCUCAACUGUAGCUAAAUUAGGAACACAAAAUAUUAACUAUAAACCCCCAUUGUGAAGGAAAUGUCAGAAGUGGAUGUCAAUUUAUGUUUUGUACAUUUCAAAGAUCUUUUAGAAAGGAUUAGAAUGUUUCAAAUUUGUAAAAAUAGUUUAAGUGGUUUUAGAAAAUUGUAGUUGGUUAAAACCGAUGGUAUAAGAUUUGGUGCUAAAUAUUAUUGUAAUGAUUUUAAAAAAAAAAACCGCUUUCAUUCAACUCGAGAUAUAGUAACAGGAUUUUCAGUCUUAACGAUUUGGCUCACUUAUUCAUAGAGAACCACGAAAACAGAAAUUGGAAACUAAUUGUUACAAAACCUAUUUAGAUUACAAAGUAAUCAGUUUAGCCUGUGAUACUGUUUACAAAACAUUUUCUCUUGUGUAAUAGUGAAGGAUAAAAAUAUUGUCUUCAUGUAAAUUCUUCCAUUCAACUCGUAGAGGCUAGGAAUGUUCACUUAGGAUUGUUUCAGUGAUAGAAAUAGAUUAGAAAUGGAUAGACUAGGUCAUAAAGUACCUGGGAAAGGGAUGUGUAGGGGUGUAAAGGUUCUAGAAUGUAUUUUUAACUUGUGUCUAAUUUUGAAUUUCAAUAAUAUAGUUUUUUACUUUAUGGCAACUGUUGUACAUAUCAUAUAGUACAACAAUGCAACUACUCUACAACUAAUACAACUAGUAUAGUACAACUACUCACUUUGGUCGGAGUUACUUCACAUCAAAAUUAGGAUCAAACCUAGGGUGUUCAGCCCAGUGUAGGAUUGUUUACUGGCUGCGUGGCAAAGUGUCCAGUGUCAGUAGAGGUAUUUUUCGCUGAACUGAUCGACAAAGUUGUUGAUUAUAAUCGGUUUAGCAACAACUUCUUGAUUUUGACGUCUUAUAGCUUUAACUUCAUCAACAAUUUGAGUGGAAAACUGCAUCAACGACGCAUGGUGGUCCGUGAUUUCAGAGAUAAGCUUCUUUUGUUUGGUUUCAAACUUGGCGAGACUAUUAAAAUGGUAUAAAAUUACCUGUUUCCGUCUGUGAUCCUAUAUUUGUUGUAUAGAGCAACCGGUUUCAAGGUUAUAACCUCAUCUUCAGGCUCUUGUUGUCACUCUUGCGAGAUCGUCGAGUUUUAUAAACACACAAAAACACUAACAUUGAAAUAAAUAAACACGAGACAUUGACAGACGAAGACGAUUAACAUCAAUUCGGGAACUAGUUCCACACACGACGCGGCACGGGCAAACGUUUUGUCAUGAGGUGUUAUUAUUAUAGGUGUUAUGUCAUUAGGGUGUUCAGCCCAGUGUAGGAUUUUUUACUGGCUGCGUGGCAAAGUGUCCAGUGUCAGUAGAGGUAUUUUUCGCUGAGCUGCUCGACAAAGUUGUUGAUUAUAAUCGGUUUAGCAACAACUUCUUGAUUUUGACGUCUUAUAGCUUUAACUUCAUCAACAAUUUGAGUGGAAAUCUGCAUCAACGACGCAUGGUUCUCCGUGAUUUCAGAGAUAAGCUUCUUUUGUUUGGUUUCAAACUUGGCGAGAUUAUUAAAUUGGUAUAAAAUUACCUGUUUCCGUCUGUGAUCCUAUAUUUGUUGUAUAGAGCAACUGGUUUCAAGGUUAUAACCUCAUCUUCAGGCUCUUGUUGUCACUCUUGCGAGAUCGUUGAGUUUUAUAAACACACAAAAACACUAACAUUGAAAUAACUAAACACGAGACAUUGACAGACGAAGACGAUUAACAUAAAUUAGGAACUAGUUGUUGGAUCCUGGGAUCCAACUGGAUCCACUGUUGUUCCUGGAUCCACUUGGAUCCUGGGAACUAGUUAUACCUGUUAUUCCUCAAAUUGUUGAUGAAGUUAAAGCUAUAAGACGUCAAAAUCAAGAAAUUGUUGCUAAACCGAUUAUAAUCAACUUCUUUGUCGAUCAGUUCAGCGAAAAAUACCUCUACUGACACUUUGCUGACACCGGUUGUUCUCUAAAACAAAUAUAGGAUCACAGACGGAAACAGGUAAUUUUAUACCAUUUUAAUAUUCAAGAAGUGAUCCUGGACCA
Molecule: messenger RNA, 3693 nt
Organism: Macrosteles quadrilineatus (aster leafhopper)
Lineage: Eukaryota; Metazoa; Arthropoda; Insecta; Hemiptera; Cicadellidae
Product: rho GTPase-activating protein 8-like
Exons: 9
Coding region: 171-1628 (485 amino acids)
Biological process (GO): negative regulation of endocytic recycling; small GTPase-mediated signal transduction
Cellular component (GO): cytoplasm
Molecular function (GO): GTPase activator activity
Source: RefSeq, a predicted model, not a curated record